Schizosaccharomyces osmophilus is the source of this 804-nucleotide messenger RNA. RefSeq names its product wtf meiotic driver (gene wtf7). The record is from RefSeq and is a predicted model, not a curated record. The transcript has 5 exons. Bases 1 to 804 code for a protein of 267 amino acids. NCBI's taxonomy places the organism in Eukaryota, Fungi, Ascomycota, Schizosaccharomycetes, Schizosaccharomycetales, Schizosaccharomycetaceae.
AUGAAAAACAAGUACUCUCCUAUUUCAGAUUCUGAUGACUCUUCCAAAACGCUCAAUGAUGAAAAGGCAGAUAGUCAGUCGUUUCCUUCUGAUGGUACGCCUCCUCCGUAUUCAGCUUCAAACAAGUUUAUCGAUUUAGAAAUGGCUGAUGGAUCCGCUCAGAAUUCCGCUAAUAAUUCUGGUUGGGAUGUGGUGCUUUGCCAGAAAGUCUUAGCAGGCAUCUUGUUGCCUAUAACUAUUGGGUAUAUUGUGGCCUAUGCUAUUCUUCUUGUGUUAUUUUUUGGUUUCAAGGCUUCUGUGAAUGCGAAAACCCUUUGGGGGCUUUUUGGUGGCUUUGUUGCAGCCUUUGUAUUGUUUCUGCUUGCAAUAUUUCAAAUGCCUAAAGAAUGGUUCCCGCAGGCCAAACAAGGGCUCACGCAAGCUGGAAGAGCAACCAAAAACGUAUUGUCAGCUAUGUGUAUCUCAGUAUUAUGUGUGUGUUUUCUCGAUGUCCUCGGUUUCACCGCGUAUUAUGCUGCAAAGAAGUUCACAGGAUUUGAAAAGAUAAACAACAAUUUUUUCUAUGCUGUUUGUUUUGUUAACUUUGUCUUGUUUCUUUAUUUGACGAUAAACGGAAAGGCUCGUGAAAGCGUAAACUCUAGCUGCGUUAGUUUCGCAAAAACCGUGAAAAAGAGCAUAGGAAUGAGUCUAAGCGUUAUGGUAGACUUUUUGUUGUGGGAUUCAGGAACAAAUCGAGGAGAAGAAACACCUCGUAACGAAGAAAUCGAACUUCAGCCUCUUGCUGAGCAAAUCGCUGAAGUUUGA